AUGGCAUCUUCUUUAACCUUCUCCGCGUCUGUCGGACAACAACAAAAAGUCUUCUCCGUGAAGAAGAACGCGAGCAGCAAAAAGAGAGUUUCGGUCCAAACCAAAGCCGCUUCCUUCGAAGAAGCGUGCAAAGCGAACGGAUGCGCGGCACUCGCAGCCGCGGUCGCCAGCGAAGGCUUAACCGCCGCUUUAUCCGAAGGCAGUUUUACGGUCUUCGCGCCGAACGAUGCCGCCAUGGCUGCGUACAGUUUGCCAGAAGGGAAAGCGCUCGGAGAUAUCUUGAAAUAUCACUGCAUCAAAGGGAAAAUCAUGUCCAAACACGUGACGAACUUCCCUUUAAUCAUGACUUUGGAAGGGAACAAAAUUGCCAUCGAUUCCAAGACGUUUAAAACGGAAGGGAAGAUUGAAGUCGGGAUGCCGCCGCAAGGGACGCAAGGCUUGGCCGGGAGAGUUGAUGGCGGGUUCAUCGGCGCCGUGGACAUCGAAUUCGAUAACGGGAUUAUUCACGUCAUCGACGGCGUCGCCACGCCGAAGCCGCCUUUGAUUGGCCAAAACGGCGGGUACGUUGCCGGCACCGUACCGGGAUCUGGCGAAGGCCGAACUGGUUUGGACACGAAAGUGUACACGAAGUAA
Messenger RNA from Bathycoccus prasinos, 633 nucleotides. RefSeq lists its product with no specific name. Gene Ontology annotation, biological process: cell adhesion; extracellular matrix organization. The coding region runs from base 1 to 633 and encodes 210 amino acids. NCBI's taxonomy places the organism in Eukaryota, Viridiplantae, Chlorophyta, Mamiellophyceae, Mamiellales, Bathycoccaceae. The record is from RefSeq and is a predicted model, not a curated record. Gene Ontology annotation, molecular function: cell adhesion molecule binding. The transcript has 2 exons. Gene Ontology annotation, cellular component: extracellular matrix.